This is a messenger RNA of Nematolebias whitei (Rio pearlfish), 868 nucleotides long. RefSeq names its product tRNA selenocysteine 1-associated protein 1-like. NCBI's taxonomy places the organism in Eukaryota, Metazoa, Chordata, Actinopteri, Cyprinodontiformes, Rivulidae. The record is from RefSeq and is a predicted model, not a curated record. Gene Ontology annotation, molecular function: RNA binding.
UUCUCAGUGUUUGUGGGGGACUUGGCCUCUGAGGUGGAUGACUUCCAGCUGCAUCAAGUAUUUAAGAAGUAUCCAUCCUGCAAAGGAGCCAAAGUAGUCACUGACCAGUAUGGGUACUCAAAAGGCUAUGGCUUUGUAAAGUUUGGGGAGGAGAGCGAGCAGAAGAAGGCCAUUGAUGAGUGCCAGGGUACGGUGCUGGGAGGAAAACCACUCAGGCUCAGUAUCGCUGUAGCAAAAAGCCAGAAAACCCCCAGCUACCCAGGGGUCCAGGGCCAGAGUUACCAUAACAACUACAAUCAGACACCGUCCAAUUAUUACGGCAGUCAGGGGGAUUAUUACUCUCAGUGGGGCGGCUAUGACCAGUACAGUGGCUACAACAGCGGCGCCUAUGGGAGUGGAUACAACAGUGGCUACAACAGCUACAACAGUGGCUACGGCUAUAAUUAUGGGCCCUAUGGAUACCCCCCACCAGGCCACAUGAUGCCACCGCCUCCCGUGGGGAUGCCACCGAUGACCGCCGACAUGACAGGAGCUGUAGCGACCCAAGAGCAGACUAAAGAUGACGAGGACGAUAACGUAGAAGAACCCAUCCCUGAAUGUGACGUGGAGCUGUGGAACAAAGAAUUUAUGCAGCGAAGUGAAGAGCUUUACGAUGCAAUGACUAACUCCCACUGGGAGCCGCUGGACUCUGUCGACUCCCCCAUCCCCACUUCCUCUUGAUGUUUUUUUCCACUUUCCCCCAACCCUUUUAAAAAACAAAGUUUUUAUACUUCCAUAUUGACACCUUAUAAAUGUCAGCAGGAGUUUAAUGCCUCUAUAUUAGCUGUAAGUAUAGAAAUUAUUUUUUUUCAUUUAGCCUUUAUUUAUC